Molecule: messenger RNA, 2163 nt
Organism: Harpia harpyja (harpy eagle)
Lineage: Eukaryota; Metazoa; Chordata; Aves; Accipitriformes; Accipitridae
Gene: CAMK1
Product: calcium/calmodulin dependent protein kinase I
Exons: 12
Coding region: 296-1783 (495 amino acids)
Biological process (GO): peptidyl-serine phosphorylation
Cellular component (GO): intracellular anatomical structure
Molecular function (GO): calcium/calmodulin-dependent protein kinase activity; ATP binding; calmodulin binding
Source: RefSeq, a predicted model, not a curated record
CGCGUCCCGGCUGCUGUCCCCUCACUGCACGGGGCUGUCACUGACCCAGUCUGGGGACCCUGUGGAGAAUGGCCCCCCCCGGCCAGCGGCUUCCGCUCCUGCCUCCACUCCCCCCCCCCGCUGCGAUCCCCCAGUUAUUCUGGGAGGGUGACAUCAGCCAGGCCACUGCAGGGGGCGGAUGUAGUGGUUGCUGCAGUGUGGCUCCCACGGUUCCCUGUCCCUCCCCACGGCCCCGGGGGCGGGAUCCCGGCCCCCACCCGGGGUGGGGGGGGGGGGGCGGCGGCCGGGCUCUCCCAUGUACUGCUGGUUUCCGCUGCCGUGCGCGGGCAAUAAAGGCAGCCCGGUGCAGGCGAUGGUGUGGUGGCCUCGGGGACGCCGUGGGGCAGAGCGGUGGGGGGUGUGGGGGGGCGGGGGCUGUCCCGCAGCCCGCUGUUGGGGUGUACCCCACGCGUGUCCGCCCAAGAGACCGCGCUCGCAUCCCCGCGCUAGAUGCCUGCCCCGCCCCGCCCGACGGCGGCCUGCUCCGCCCACCGCCCUCCCAUUGGCGGCGGUUGGGCGAGGCCACGCCCCUCCCCGUGACGUCAGCGUCGGCCGCUGCCGCCGCCGGGAGGAGCCGCCGCUGCUCGGCGCGGGGCCGGGGCCGCCGCAGCGCCGUCGGUGGGAGUGGGUGGCCCCACAGGGCACCAUGCCGCUGGGGCAGGAUGGGCCCAGCUGGAAGAAGAGGACCGAGGACAUUCGGCGCAUCUACGACUUCCGUGAGGUCCUGGGCACGGGGGCCUUCUCCGAGGUGGUCCUGGCAGAGGAGAAGGCGACGCGGAAGCUGGUGGCCAUCAAGUGCAUCGCCAAGAAGGCGCUGGAGGGGAAGGAGACCAGCAUCGAGAAUGAGAUCGCCGUCCUCCACAAGAUCAAGCACCCCAACAUCGUGGCCUUGGAUGACAUCUAUGAGAGCAGCACCCACCUCUACCUCAUCAUGCAGCUGGUCUCGGGGGGGGAACUCUUCGACCGCAUCGUGGAGAAGGGCUUCUACACCGAGCGGGACGCCAGCGCCCUGAUCCGGCAGAUCCUCGACGCCGUCAAGUACCUGCACGACAUGGGCAUCGUCCAUCGUGACCUGAAGCCCGAGAACCUGCUCUAUUACAGCCUGGAUGAGGACUCCAAGAUCAUGAUCAGUGACUUUGGGCUGUCGAAGAUCGAGGGUUGUGGCAGCGUCAUGUCCACAGCCUGCGGCACCCCCGGCUACGUGGCCCCCGAGGUGCUGGCGCAGAAGCCCUACAGCAAGGCAGUGGAUUGCUGGUCCAUCGGGGUCAUCGCCUACAUUCUGCUUUGUGGUUACCCCCCUUUCUACGACGAGAACGACGCCAAGCUCUUCGAGCAGAUCCUGCGGGCCGAGUACGAGUUUGACUCGCCCUACUGGGACGACAUCUCAGACUCGGCCAAGGACUUCAUCCAGCACCUGAUGGAGAAGGACCCCGGCAAGCGCUUCACCUGCGAGCAAGCCCUGCAGCAUCCCUGGAUUGCUGGGGACACAGCCCUGGACAAGAACAUCCACCAGUCGGUGAGCGAGCAGAUCAAGAAGAAUUUUGCAAAGAGCAAGUGGAAGCAAGCCUUCAACGCCACGGCGGUGGUGAGACACAUGCGGAAACUGCAGCUGGGAACCAGCCAGGAGGGCCCCGGGCAGACGACUCCCACCAGCCCCAGCGAGCGGCUGGCGGGGGGCACCAGCAACGGGUCGGACUGUGGGUGCCUGCCCGCGAGCAGAGCUCAGCGCCUCCCACCAUACUGACCACGGCCCCACAUGGCCGCAUCCUGGGGGGGCUGUGGAGGGGGCCGGGGGGCAUCCAGCCCUCCCAUGGACACAGCGUGGGGUGGGGGGCCCUGCAGUGCUGGAGCCAGGGAGGGGACGGUGUGGGGGCACGCUGCCCUGCUCACCCUGGGUGUGUGGGGCUGCCCCCCACCGCAGGCUCGCAGCAGAGCUGUGUCGGGGCAGGGGCAGCCCCCAGGACCCCCCCAGCUCAGGGCGGCGUCCCAGGCCCCCUCCCACACCCCCUCCUUCCUCCCCACGCCUGCCCUGGCACUGUCCGUCCGCCCCCCCCCGCAUGUUUAAGGAGAAUUUUCCAAAUGGAUGUUUCUAUUUUAUUGCUUGUAAUAAAGGCAAGAGGCCAA